This is a messenger RNA of Acanthopagrus latus (yellowfin seabream), 2311 nucleotides long. It is a transcript of the gene tex264a, whose product is annotated as testis expressed 264, ER-phagy receptor a. Lineage: Eukaryota; Metazoa; Chordata; Actinopteri; Spariformes; Sparidae. The record is from RefSeq and is a predicted model, not a curated record. The transcript has 4 exons. Gene Ontology annotation, cellular component: replication fork; nucleus; autophagosome membrane. Gene Ontology annotation, biological process: protein-DNA covalent cross-linking repair; reticulophagy. The coding region runs from base 266 to 1267 and encodes 333 amino acids.
AGGAAGCAUGUUCAACUGUUUGGGGAAAUACCCAUAAACAAACUGUCCCCACUGUCAACUUGAACGAGUGUUUCCUCCUUCGUGUCAGCAAUUGCGCCUCUGAAAAACACGGUUAACAUCCUCUCUUGCGCAGACACGUUGCUCUGGUGUCGUUUGGAUCUGCUGGAGCAGAGUCUCGGUGCGUGUGUCACGGAGGGAGGACGUUUAGGCUCGGCAGGUUUUUGGUAGUAUUGCAUUGACUGUAGCUGAACCGCUUUGAGAAACAAUGUCUGAUUUAAUUCUGCUGCUCCUGGCUGUCGUGCUCCUGGUGUGUUUGAUGGUGACCAUCGGGGGCUUCCUGCUGUACUCGGGACUACUGUCUGACGUGAUUAUAAAGACUGGGCCACCCCCUGUCAGAAAUGUUACCAUUGCUUAUAAAUUCAAAGAGGGAUCAUACAAGGACUGCGGUGCAGCCUACACAGAGAGCUGCAGCAUCGGGCCAAAGCUGAGCUCCAUUGGUGUCUUCUACGAUGACCCCAAGCAGAGGCCGGCAGAGAAAUGCCGCUACGUGGUGGGCAGUGUCCUGUCUGAGGGUGAAGAGAAGCCCGACGAAGAACUGCAGAAGCUGUAUGAGCAGUUUGGCUUCAAGGUGUUUUCUCUGCCUGAAGUGAGCCACGCUGUGACCACCAGCUUCCCCUGCACCACCCCUCUGUCCCAUGUGCUGGGACCUUACAGGGUCUACCCCAGGCUUGCUUCCUACAUUGAGGAGAGGAAGUUGUGUGCGUUCCCGACCAUUGAGAUCUGUGGUACAGAUCUCAUCAACUAUAUGGUUCCACUGUCACGCCAGACAGACUUCUUUGUUCCAGAGAUGAAGGAGGAGGUUAAAACAGACGUUAAAGAAGAGGAUUCUGAUGAGGACAGAGGAACUGACAUUACAGGUGCAGACUCCCACAGUGAUGUGAGUUCAGUGAGCGGCGGCGUGCCCUGGGACAGCAGAGAGACGUCCCUGGCUGCCUCCACAGCUGCCUCGCUGGCCUCUUCCCUGCCUCUGAGGGACGUAAUGGAUGCAAACGAAGACAUUAAGCCCAGAGACCAGAGCGACAGAGGCUCGAACGAGUCUAUGGGCAGCGGCUCAUCCUUUGAAGAGCUUGACAUGGAUCAGGAGGAGGGAGACGAGAGGGAAGAUGGAGAGGAGGAUGAGGAGGUCCCUCAGGGCGAAGACGGAGCUGCAGAAGCUCUUGAACUGGUGGCUGAGAAGAAGGAGCCCUUGGGGGAUGGAGAGGAGUAGGGAGGAUCCUGAAGAGAUAAGGGAUGAGGCCACGUAACACUGGCAUGCUAGAGAGUUUCUCAGUCUUUGCUCUUGUUGGUUAUCUGUCAUUUAAUCUUGUCGGUGGAUCUAAAGCUGCUCACGCCAUGACCAACAUGCCGCAUUUCUGCGCCUUCUAAUUCCUUCUUCCUAAGCCUGUACUUUUUGUUAUACUGUAAUCUCAUUUUUUUAAAAACAUAAUUCCUGAUCUUAUAUUUAAACUCUGUCAGGAUAGAACAACAGAUGACCCCCCCUCAAUAGAGUUAAGUCUUCUUGAGUAAACCUAAUUUUUCUCUGCACGUGGUGUGCACCAAAUGAGAGGGAAGAUCUGUUAAAAUUUCAUUUUCAAACUGUAAUUGUAUGUGAAUCACCACCAUUCCUCUGUGCAGACUAGAAAGCGACACUUUAGUUGAAGAAAAGUGACUGCUGCAGUUGCCCUGGAUGAUGAUCGCACAGCAAUUUUUUGCCCAUGUGUGACAGUUGAUAUUGUACCUAACUUUCAAGACCAUGUCCUGAGGGAUUUUUGUCACGUGUUUGUGUGCAUUACCUGACCGUGGUGUGUCGAUAUACAGUGAAGAUGGGGUGAAAAUGUGCAGGACCUAUUGUUGACGGACCUAUUUCGUUGUGUUGUUAAUUUCUUUUUGGGAGAAUAUCUAUCGCACUGGGGGAAAUCCUGAAGUCUGAGGCAGAAGAGAAAAACAAACUGUCAUCAACACCGGAAGUAAAAUAACACCGCCAAAGCCUCCGAGUCACCAGGACGAGGAUUUACAAACCCAAUUCAAAGAUGUAAACUUUCCCUCUCGGAUUCUGUACAGAACAUUUCCUUGUCCCUACGUGCUCUGAUAAUUGCUUUAGUUUUUUAACGUAAUGUUCACUUCUACAGUUCUGUUUGUAGCCAAGACUCACUCACAUCCAGAGACUAGUUGUGAUGUGUUCGUAGGUUGAAGUUGUUGGUGCUGUGAGAGAUAAUGUACAGCACAUUGCCUUGGUUGUGUCCUCUGUCUGUAAUAAAAAUUUUCAAAUGAA